AUGUCCAUUCACCCUCAACUGCGAUCCCGGGCUUCUCAGGGGCCCCUGUCUCCCCAGCAGGCCGUGGCUAUCUCCGCGUGGACAGAGCAAGCCUCGGCUUCGCUCGAGAACCUGACUCUUUCGGAGUCAAAGCCUGAGGGAACGUCAUCGACACCGUCGCGCUCCGGCCUCCAAGGCGCGAGCGUGUCCAUCUCGAUUCCCCUCGAUGAUGAGACCCCGGCGACUCCAUCGCGCCUCAAGCUUGCCGCAGAGACGCGCCCACCAACCGUCAGCUUCCGGCGUCGCGAGCCCCUUCGCCAGGAUGGUUUCAAGCGGCGCGAGGCUUUGUUGAAAGGCAAGGAUGGAAGUCGUCGGAGACAACGAUGGGAGAAUGACCGCCUGCUGCACAACCCGUGGGCCGAACCUCCAUCCUCCAAGGACUGGGAUAUCCAGCCUACCUACCCUCGACACGAUCCUAUGCCAUACUAUCUCGCACCGCUCUGGGACAUUAACUAUUCCAAGAUGGCUGACCACGCAACCAAGAAUACCGUUGUUGACAAGCACCGUGUGCCCAAGGAGUUGCGCACGAAGUUGAAGCGCGCUCGUGCUGCUCGGGGUAUGCUCCAGGAUCUGGAAGACGAGAUCCGCCUGUUCAUUCGCAAGUGGAAUGAGAAGCAACUCUUUCUCCUAAGUGAGGGUCUACAGGAUGCACCCGGGUCAAGCAGCGAAGACUCCGAAGAUGAGAUCGUCUUUAUCGGCCGAAACGGCCAGAUGCACGACUCGCCCGAGCGAAAACAGAAGCUGCAGCGACUGCGGGAAGGGAUGAGCUCGCAUCAUGAGAAAGACGGCGAGAAGAUGGUAUUUGAGAGCCUGGUCGAUGACCGUUCAGCCAGCUUCGGCCGUUGGCUCGUGCACUCUAUCGCUUCGUACUAUGGCCUACACACCUGGUCCGUUACCGUGGGCAACCCUGCCCGACGGGAAGCCUAUGUGGGUUUCCGUCCACCGGCGCCAGGUAGCCGAGCUGGCCUCGUCACUCAUCCUGCUUGCCGUGCCGAGGAGCUGAUAAAGCCGGGCGACGAGCUCCCGCGCCCUCUUUAUAUGCAGGUUUAG
Penicillium cinerascens is the source of this 1089-nucleotide messenger RNA. RefSeq lists its product as uncharacterized. The transcript has 3 exons. Lineage: Eukaryota; Fungi; Ascomycota; Eurotiomycetes; Eurotiales; Aspergillaceae. Bases 1 to 1089 code for a protein of 362 amino acids. Gene Ontology annotation, molecular function: nucleic acid binding. The record is from RefSeq and is a predicted model, not a curated record.